AUGAGCUCGGUAUAUGUCCAUCUUUUGGCGUUGGAGCUGGUACUUGAUGAGCCCGAGCUCGCCCAUCUCCACUACCUCCUCUCCCAGAUAGCACUUGCCAUAUUUGGGGAAGACCCCACCCCGAUCCGCCUCAGUUUCACUCCCUCGCGAGUCAACACCAUCAUUAUCCAUUGUCUCCGCUGGUUGCAUCAGCAGGAGGUCGCCUAUUUAGCUACUCAGGCGUUGGAACUCACCUACCAGAUCGCCGCCGGUAUCGGCGUCGAGGUUGAGGGCACCACCACUGUGCGCGUGAUUAUUGCCCUUGACGAGGUCAAAUCCACCCGCAAAUGGUUUCGGGAGAUGGUGAGCCACACCCGCACCCUCGUGUACCUGUUGGCGAUGCCGCUGGCGCUCGUAUUUUACCACAUGGCCUUUAGUGGAGCCAGCGAUAUCGGCGACCGGCUAUUCUACGCGACGAUGGCGGUAGCCGCGUGGCGACCCCGGUUACCGAUUAGUGAACUAGCAUUGAUCCAGCAGUUGUUUCAGCAGAUGAUGCUCCGGCUCCCCAAACACACGCUGAAACCGACCCGCCUCCGCCUCGACGCCAUCUACGACGAAACGUUCGCAACUUAG
This is a messenger RNA of Diutina rugosa, 612 nucleotides long. RefSeq lists its product as uncharacterized. The coding region runs from base 1 to 612 and encodes 203 amino acids. NCBI's taxonomy places the organism in Eukaryota, Fungi, Ascomycota, Pichiomycetes, Serinales, Debaryomycetaceae. The transcript has a single exon. The record is from RefSeq and is a predicted model, not a curated record.